UCCUGUCAAAGUGGCACCAGUUGCGCCCUCUGCUCGCUCAUUCUCCCGAUUUGUUUACGUGCGUGUGUUCCAAAAGUUGUGAAAGAAUUAAAUGCUUCCCGUGCCGUCGUAGCUAGGGAUCCGGUCCACAGUCGGUGGUUCCUAACUCCUGGAUGUUUUGUUGCUGGUCUGACGCGGAGGACUCCGGAAAAGGCGUUGACUGGUGUUUUGUUAGGUCCGAUGGCAGCCAUCAGGAAGAAGCUGGUGAUUGUGGGCGACGGCGCCUGCGGCAAGACCUGCCUCCUCAUCGUCUUCAGCAAGGACCAGUUCCCCGAGGUGUACGUGCCCACCGUGUUCGAGAACUAUGUGGCCGACAUCGAGGUGGACGGCAAGCAGGUGGAGCUCGCGCUGUGGGACACGGCCGGCCAGGAGGACUACGACCGGCUGCGGCCGCUGUCCUACCCCGACACCGACGUCAUCCUCAUGUGCUUCUCGGUCGACUCGCCCGACUCGCUCGAGAACAUCCCCGAGAAGUGGACGCCCGAGGUGAAGCACUUCUGCCCCAACGUGCCCAUCAUCCUCGUCGGCAACAAGAAGGACCUGCGCAACGACCCCAACACCAUCAACGAGCUCAAGAAGAUGAAGCAGGAGCCGGUCAAGCCGCAGGACGGGCGCGCCAUGGCCGAGAAGAUCAACGCCUUCGCCUACCUGGAGUGCUCCGCCAAGAGCAAGGAGGGCGUGAGGGAGGUGUUCGAGAACGCCACGCGCGCGGCCUUACAAGUCAAGAAGAAGAAGAAGCACCGCUGCGCCCUGCUGUGAGGGGGCUGCCGCCUGCCGCCUGACUCGGCACAAAUAUUCUAUAUUAUUAUAUUGUAAUGUUAUUUUUUUUGAAUUGAAUUAUUUGUAUCAGUUGUGGUGCAUAAGUAUAACGUUAACUUUAUUCAAGUGUAAAGUUGAUGGCUGUAAUUAGUUUCCUCUUUCCCAAACAAAAUUCGACUAAUUUUUAGACAGACAACUCUCUAGGCGAUGUGUGCGAGUUGCCUAUCUUUGUAAUAGCUUUAACUUUUCCAUAAUAUUGUAUCUUACAAGUAAAAAUAAAUUGUUUUCUUAUAUAA
Molecule: messenger RNA, 1094 nt
Organism: Tribolium castaneum (red flour beetle)
Lineage: Eukaryota; Metazoa; Arthropoda; Insecta; Coleoptera; Tenebrionidae
Gene: Rho1
Product: Ras-like GTP-binding protein Rho1
Exons: 2
Coding region: 220-798 (192 amino acids)
Biological process (GO): small GTPase-mediated signal transduction
Cellular component (GO): cytosol
Molecular function (GO): GTPase activity; protein kinase binding; GTP binding
Source: RefSeq, a predicted model, not a curated record